Messenger RNA from Betta splendens (Siamese fighting fish), 2312 nucleotides. RefSeq lists its product as uncharacterized. The record is from RefSeq and is a predicted model, not a curated record. The transcript is spliced from 2 exons. Bases 1 to 1449 code for a protein of 482 amino acids. NCBI's taxonomy places the organism in Eukaryota, Metazoa, Chordata, Actinopteri, Anabantiformes, Osphronemidae.
AUGGAGCCAGCGACUGGAGCUGCUUUGUUUUUCCAGGGAGGUCUUUUCUCGUCUCUGUGUGCGUUCCUGUGCUUCAGGGACAGAAGCACAGGAACGUCCAGCGUGUUCUCGCCCUCGCUCGCCCCGUCCCCCUCGCUCACCCUCGCUCGCCCUCGCUCGCCCCGUCCCCCUCGCUCACCCUCGCUCGCCCUUGCCCGACCCAUUCUCCUCCCUCGUCUUCGCUCGCCCUGUCCCCCUCGCUCACUCAGUCGCCCUCGCUCGCCCCAUUCUCCUCCCUCGCCUUCGCUCGCCCCGCCCCCCUCGCUCACCCUCGCUCCCCCUCGCCCGCCCCAUUCUCCUCCCUCGUCUUCACUCACCCCGUUCCCUCGCUCACCCUCCCUCACCCUUUCCUCCUCCCUCGCUCUCGCUCGCCCCGCCCCCCUCGCUCACCCUCGCUCCCCCUCGCUCGCCCCAUUCUCCUCCCUCGUCUUCACUCACCCCGUCCCCCUCGCUCACUCAGUCGCUCUCGCUCGCCCCGUCCCCCUCGCUCACCCUCCUUCGCCCCAUCACCCUCGCUCGCCCCAUUCUCCUCCCUCGCCCUCCUCGCCCCAUCAUCCUCCCUCGCCCUCCCUCGCCCCAUCACCUUCGCUCGCCCCCCUCCUCCCUCGCUCGCCCCGUCCCCCUCGCUCGCCCCAUCACCUUCGCUCGCCCCAUCCUCCCCUCGCUCGCCCCGUCCCCCUCGCUCGCCCCAUCACCUUCGCUCGCCCCAUCCUCCUCCCUCGCUCGCCCCGUCCCCCUCGCUCGCCCCAUUCUCCUCCCUCAUCUUUGCUCACCCCGUCCCCCUCGCUCACCCUCCCUCGCCCCAUCACCCUCGCUCACCCCAUCCUCCUCCCUCGCCUUCCCUUGCUCGCCCCAUCAUCCUCCCUCGCCUUCUCUCACCCCGUCCCCCUCGCUCCUCCUCCCUCGCCCUCCUCGCCCCAUUCUCCUCCCUCGUCUUCGCUCACCCCGUCCCCCUCGCUCACCCUCCCUCGCCCCAUCCUCCUCCCUCGCCCUCCCUCGCCCUCCCUCGCCCUCCCUCGCCCCAUCCUCCUCCCUCGCCCUCCCUCGCCCCAUCACCCUCGCUCGCCCCAUCCUCCUCCCUCGCUCACCCCGUCCCCCUCGCUCGCCCCAUCAUCCUCCCUCGCUCUCGCUCGCCCCAUCACCCUCCCUCGCCCCAUCCUCCUCCCUCGCCCUCCCUCGCCCCAUCACCCUCGCUCGCCCCAUCCUCCUCCCUCGCUCUCGCUCGCCCCGUCCCCCUCGCUCGCCCCAUCAUCCUCCCUCGCCUUUGCUCGCCCCGUCCCCCUCGCUCGCCCGUGCCUGCCGGCAUUAGUCCCGGUCACUUCUGGCAGCAGACCCUCCAGCCCGGUGGAGCGGCCCCCCGGGGGCAGUGCCCUGCGCCUCCUGUGGUGGUGGUGCUCAUGGCGGCGCUGAAGCGUUUAAUGCUGUCAUCACGAGCGCUUGACUUUCCUCUCGGUCCUGCGGCGGCUCUGGAGGCGUGACUUUCAGACAUCUUUGAGGUCCUGGAGGAGCAGAUGCUGAGGCGGUGCCUGGCAGGUCGCUGCUCUGUGCUUUAUUUGCCGCCUGCAGACAGACAGGUGGUGAUGUUAUAUUAGAGCUCAGAGCCGCUGCUGCUGCAACGCUGCCCUGCGUUCGUCUGUUUGCCGUCCUUCCCAACGCUCACGGCUCCUUUCUCCUUUUUGUUAUUCUCCAGUUCAUUUUCUCACUAAUCCUAUUUACUUAAGACGAGGAUCAGAGAAGUUCUAAUAAUGGAAGGAAGAGGAGUGGCCGAUCAGGCGCCGGUGUGUGACUGAAACAAGCCGUCUCUCGGCCUCUGAGCUCGUGUGACUGGGAACGGCCAAACCUCAGUGUGGAACCAGUUUGAGAUGUUUGAGUGGGAGGACAGGAAGUGAGGGGACACAAUGGAGCGUCUGCGUGUUUAGCUGGAGAUGGGAUCGUUGAGAUGAUACGUGUCCAUGGUAACAAUGACAGUGGAAACAUUAGCUCCUGGAACACAACAGUGCAGGUGGAAACGUGAGGAGCAGCUUCGGCUCCAUCAUUUUUUUCUGUUGUUGAUGGACGAGUGCGAAGCUGAAGUGGAAUCAAACGUGUCCAGUGUUUUGAGCACGAUGCUGGUGGCGGCUUCAUCUCCACCGAUCUGUGCAUCCAUGACGGGGACUAAUCAGGAGCCGACCUGUGCAGCGGUGGAACACACACGCACACACACGCGCACGCACACACGCACGCACACACACACACACACGCACGCACACAACACACGCACGCACACACCGCAC